GCAUCAAGACGUAUCAAAACUGAGCUUCUUGUACAGAUGCAGGGUGUAGGGCACGAUGAUGACAAAAAAGUUCUUGUUCUUGCAGCGACAAACACUCCCUACUCAUUAGACCAGGCCAUUAGGCGGCGAUUUGACAAAAGAAUAUACAUCCCCCUACCAGAUUUGAAGGCAAGGCAGCACAUGUUCAAGGUACAUUUAGGAGACACCCCUCACAACUUGACAGAAAGUGAUUUUGAGCAACUAGCUCGGAAAACAGAAGGUUUUUCAGGUUCAGACAUUUCUGUGUGUGUAAAUGAAGUCUUGUUUGAACCUGUACGUAAAACUCAAGAUGCUGAGUUUUUCAUUAAGACUAGUGACGGGUUGUGGGUGCCUUGUGGACCUAGACAACCAGGUGCCAUUCAGACUAAUAUGCAGGAACUUGCUGCAAAAGGCCUAGCUUCAAACAUUACGCCACCACCAAUCAGCAUAAGGGAUUUUGACAGAGUGCUAUGGAAACAGAAGCCAACAGUAAGCAAAGCAGAUCUUGAGGUGCAUGAGAGAUUCACGAAAGAGUUCGGUGAGGUUAUUGAGGAUUUCUAG
Messenger RNA from Capsicum annuum, 579 nucleotides. Its product is annotated as protein SUPPRESSOR OF K(+) TRANSPORT GROWTH DEFECT 1-like. The transcript has a single exon. Gene Ontology annotation, biological process: endosomal transport; vacuole organization. The record is from RefSeq and is a predicted model, not a curated record. Gene Ontology annotation, molecular function: ATP hydrolysis activity; ATP binding. NCBI's taxonomy places the organism in Eukaryota, Viridiplantae, Streptophyta, Magnoliopsida, Solanales, Solanaceae. The annotation marks the transcript as partial.